UGCAGCCCGCCUGCCUGCCGCGGAGACGGCUUCGGGCCUGAGGUUUGAUCCUGCGCCCAGCGCCAUGCCGAGGGAAAAGAAGGAGAGGGAUGGGAAGGAACCCGGCACCAUGAAAGAGGAAAGCGGCACCGAUGUCUCUGUUCGCUCCAGGAAAAGGAAGGCAAAUGUGGCCGUUUUUUUGCAGGAUCCAGAUGAAGAAGUUGCCAAAAUUGACAGGACCGUGAGAAGCCAGUGUGGCAGUCAGCCUUGGGACAGUAAUACAGUCUGUGAAAACCCCUGCUCCUUGAUUCCCACACCUGACAAAGAAGAGGAUGAGCUCGUAUACCCAAAUUCUGCAUAUAAGCCUCAGAGUUGCACACCAUCCAGAGCCUCGCCACUGCCUGUACUGAACUGGGCAAAUAGAGAGGAAGUAUGGAAAAUCAUGUUAAACAAGGAAAAGACAUACUCGAGGGAUAAGCACUUUAUGCAGCGGCACCCUCUUCUGCAGCCUAAAAUGCGAGCGAUUCUUCUAGAUUGGUUAAUGGAGGUGUGUGAAGUCUAUAAACUUCACAGAGAGACAUUUUACUUGGCACAGGAUUUCUUUGAUCGGUAUAUGGCAACACAACAAAAUGUUGUCAAAACGCUUUUACAGCUUAUUGGGAUUUCAUCUUUAUUUAUUGCUGCCAAACUUGAGGAAAUCUAUCCUCCAAAGUUGCACCAGUUUGCUUAUGUUACAGAUGGGGCUUGUUCAGGAGAUGAAAUUCUUACCAUGGAAUUAAUCAUUAUGAAGGCCCUUAAGUGGCAUUUAAGUCCCCUGACCAUUGUGUCCUGGCUGAAUGUAUACAUGCAGGUUGCAUAUCUAAAUGAUUUUUAUGAAGUGCUCCUGCCGCAGUAUCCUCAGCAAAUCUUCAUACAGAUUGCAGAGCUUUUAGAUCUCUGUGUCCUGGAUGUCGGCUGCUUAGAAUUUUCUUACGGGGUACUUGCUGCUUCUGCCUUGUAUCAUUUCUCUUCAUCUGAAUUGAUGCAAAAGGUUUCAGGGUAUCAGUGGUGUGAUAUAGAGAGGUGUGUCAAGUGGAUGGUUCCAUUUGCCAUGGUUAUAAGGGAAACAGGAAGUUCAAAACUUAAGCACUUCAGGGGAGUUCCUGCUGAAGAUGCACACAACAUCCAGACCCAUAUAAACAGCUUGGAUUUGCUGGACAAAGCCCAAGUAAAGAAAGCCAUAUUGUCUGAAGAAAAUAGGAUUUCUCCUCUCCCCACUGGGGUCCUCACCCCCCCACAGAGCAGUAAGAAGCAGAGCAGUGGGCAAGGAACAGCAUGACCACACCAGCAUCCUCACCAAAGACAGCUGUGCGGAAGUGCCUGCCCCCAGUUCUCUCCCGUCUACUGCAGCAGAGGCGUGCGUUAGCUUUUACAGAUAUUUAAAUGGAAGAGCAUGUCUCUUCCGCAACAGAAGGCUUCUGUGGAUGGCGCUGGACAGGGAGAAGUGUUUUUUAUUGAAUGCUUAGAUUUUUUUAAUAAGUGGGUCAAGUACACCAGCCACCUCCAGAACACCACCGAGUGCUCCAGAUGCUGCUAAGGAGGGUGCUACUUGACUUGAUUGACUGUUCACACAAAUAACAAAGGCUUGAAGUUGAGGAGUGCCAUGUUGCUGUUGGUCUCCCCCUGGCUGUUCUGGGUCGAGUCGUAUUCAGUGGAACAGGUGGUUGUGAGCGUUACGAUGCGCAGCCCACAACCAGCUAUGCUGGGGGCCUCCCCUUUCCAUACUAUCAGUUGACAGUGUACAAUGCCUUUUAUGAACUAUUGUUUUGUAAGUGCUGCUAUGU
Molecule: messenger RNA, 1802 nt
Organism: Eubalaena glacialis (North Atlantic right whale)
Lineage: Eukaryota; Metazoa; Chordata; Mammalia; Artiodactyla; Balaenidae
Gene: CCNE1
Product: cyclin E1
Exons: 12
Coding region: 65-1297 (410 amino acids)
Biological process (GO): G1/S transition of mitotic cell cycle; regulation of cyclin-dependent protein serine/threonine kinase activity
Cellular component (GO): cytoplasm; nucleus; centrosome
Molecular function (GO): cyclin-dependent protein serine/threonine kinase regulator activity
Source: RefSeq, a predicted model, not a curated record